Messenger RNA from Paramecium sonneborni, 530 nucleotides. The record is from the annotation of a GenBank genome assembly. NCBI's taxonomy places the organism in Eukaryota, Ciliophora, Oligohymenophorea, Peniculida, Parameciidae.
AUGUUUAUUAUAUACAUUAAAAAUUUAUCAAUUCAUAUAAUUUUUUAUAUAGAUUAAUAACUCUAACUCAUAAACAAUAAAUUGAUUAUAGAAAGUGAGCCAAAAGAACUAGAAGAUUUAGAAGAAUUAAAUGAUAUUGAACAUCAGGAGGAUAAUUUAGAUGAUUUGGAUAAGAUAAUUACUUAUAUUAAAAGUAAGACUUAUAUAAUAAUCAAAUAAGAGGAGGAUCAUGUUCCAAAGGUCCAAAAACCUUACGAAAUAAAUAUUGGAAUUAUUGAAAGACCAGAAGUUGUAGAUGAUUUCAUAUGUAACUUCCUGAUAAAAAAUUAAAUGAAUAAAAGUUUGGAAGUGUUUCAAGUAUAUAAAGAUAGAGAAUUUAGUAGUAAGAAUGGUAUGAACAUUCUCAAAAAGGUAAGUUGACAACAGAUGGAAUGGAAUAGGUGCCAGAUGUUUAUAUUCAAAACGAGAAAUCGAAAGAAGAAUUGAAGAUAUUUGAAGGGAGAACUUGAUAAAGCCAGAAUAAAAUUGCA